This is a messenger RNA of Paramacrobiotus metropolitanus, 1792 nucleotides long. RefSeq lists its product as uncharacterized. Bases 527 to 1102 code for a protein of 191 amino acids. Lineage: Eukaryota; Metazoa; Tardigrada; Eutardigrada; Parachela; Macrobiotidae. The record is from RefSeq and is a predicted model, not a curated record. The transcript is spliced from 3 exons.
GUCAGCAGACUCGAAAAUUUUACGAAAGCAAACCGCGAUGAUCGCGAUCGAUACCGGCUGAUGUCAUACAUAAUUAUGAUGGUCUCUAUUGUUGCCCAAAACGGAAGCCUGCAGCUGCUUGUGUUGUGGUAGGCCUACGCGAUUAGAGCCAUUUCUCCAGGAACUCAACCAGUUACGGGCUGUAUUGCGCAGCUUUCUAUCAUCAUGUUCUCGAAUAUAUUCCGCAAACGAUCGGAUGCUAUCGUUGUCAAAGAGGAGACCUCUCGAAAGAGCGUCUCGUUUUCCUUGGAAUGGACGGUGAAAAACUUCUCCUCAUAUCGCAAUCAAACCCAGCCAAUAAUGAAUACAGGGGUUACCAUGGCGGAACUAGGGAUUCACGACUACAAAGGUCUCUGGCGUGUUCGGAUCAUUCCGUGCAACAUGGGCAAACUGGGAACUGGAACUGUUGCUGAUUCGGAAAAAUAUGUUUCGGUGUUCCUGUAUUUAACUGACGAAGAUUUGGGAUCCACGUCAUACAGCGGCACGCAUGGGAUACUCGCCAAAAGCCAGGAUCGGGUGGAAACCGGAAAAUGGAAGAUUUAAAUUGUUCGUACCUCACCGGACACCAACAUGUACCUCACAAAUCACUCUUCAUGGGGUCACGGAACUAAUUCAGCACUCCGCCCUCUUUGGCAGCAAUUGUCGCGAUGGCCAACUGAAAGACGACUGCAUUACUGUGACCAUCAAGGUGACGAUGUUUAAAGACCCCGAAACAAUCUGCUGGCCAUGUCGACACACAUCCUCUUCGGAAUACAACUGGGCCGAAUUUGCCAAGGAAAGCGCUGGAAGGUUGCAUCCAGGAGGAUUUAUAUACAGUUGUGAGCCACCACAGUUUGGUAGCCAGUCAUUCAUGGUUCGCCUCGUUCUAUCAGCUACAUCUCCGGCUGGAAAGAAGACAAAGAAGGCCGGACGACCGAAUUAUUUGGGUAACUUCCAGGUGGCGGCGGUAGGUUUUGUGAAGCUCGCGGAAGAUUACGGGCUGCCAGGCUGUAGUUCAGAUAAGCAAUCACGCGCUCGAAGCGAAAUUGUGGGCAUUGCAGAGAUGCAGAGCCGACCUAACUGAGCACUAUGGACACUGCAGUACGAGUGUCUUCACCACAGUUCAAGAGUAAAUAAAAUUUGUUCCACGGUUUUCGCCAUUCUUCAAGAGUCAAGAUGAACCAGCGUUCCUGUGAAGAAGAUCAUACGCCGUAGUUUAUUUCUUGGCAAUCAAAUUCAAGCACUUUUGUGCCGGUCGUCCAUACCGACAAAUUGUAUAUACCGGGUUUUAUAAACCAAAAAAUUACCCGGAUACUUAAAGGCGUAUUUUUCCUUUGAUAUUGUGCAUGACUGCAUGUUAAUUUAGUUUUAGUUAAAGUAUACUAAUUGUUACGUGCAUCUGUAUAUUUAUUUAAUUUGUAAUCGCUGCUUUUAAACUCUGCUAUCCAACCAAAACCAUGAUCUAAGCACCAUAAGAGGCUCUCGGUUAAGUGCCACUUGAACCUCUUUAUGCCGAUACAAAUGAUACUCGUAUGAUAUCUACCGUUGUAUCUCCUAUCAGUGUGCUACUGGAUCCAUUAGACAUGUGGCAUAAGUUCAAUGGAGUUCAGUCUUUGUAAUUUUUAUAUGAUGUAAUCAAAAUAUGCGAGCCAGUACCAAUGGUUUUCUUUGUAUAUUGAGUUUGCAUGAGCAUUUCGGCUUAGUACUUAGAAAAUCCAGGUGCGAACACAGCAACAGCAGGUAAGCAAUGCUAUUAAAAAGUCCGUUAGCCGUU